Homalodisca vitripennis (glassy-winged sharpshooter) is the source of this 11877-nucleotide messenger RNA. RefSeq names its product la-related protein 1 (gene larp). Bases 607 to 4407 code for a protein of 1266 amino acids. The transcript has 20 exons. The record is from RefSeq and is a predicted model, not a curated record. Gene Ontology annotation, molecular function: RNA cap binding. Gene Ontology annotation, biological process: mRNA stabilization; positive regulation of translation. NCBI's taxonomy places the organism in Eukaryota, Metazoa, Arthropoda, Insecta, Hemiptera, Cicadellidae. Gene Ontology annotation, cellular component: cytosol; cytoplasmic stress granule.
UGUCUAUGUGGCCAAAAGGAAAAAUAAGUGUUGUUUGCCCACAUGGGAAGUGCGAGAUUUAUUGUAGAUUAUUAAUAUCUGUACGGUUUUUAUCAAGUAAAGUGAACUAUAAAAUGUAUAUAUUUUUUAGUAGGUGUUUUAAAAUAUCUGUUUAAUUCUGUUUUGUCAAGUUCUUUGAAAAUACUGAUCUGCUGUCUCAUGUUUGUCGGUGUGAUCUGGUUAUGACUGCAUGGUUUCAAAGUUGGAAUUAAUAAUAAAAUAUUGGAUAAGGUUUGUCUACAACUGCCCGUUAGAAUUAAUAUUAUACAAGUUUAAACUCGUAGGUAAUAAUUUUUACCAUUGUCUAUGCUAAUUUUAUUUUGUUCUAUGUUUUAAAUGUCAUCAGUGCCAUGCUUUUAUUGACAAUGAUUAGUGUAUUCGGCACUUUUAACCUCUAAUAUAUUGUUCGUUAUGAAUUUCAAAGAACACGCCUCUAUAGAUUUUAAAGACUCGUAAUCGUUUAUGUUAUUUUCACUGUACUAUUAUUGGUUUUUAUUAAAUAAUAUAAGGUAACAAACUGCUUCACUAUUGUGUUUUGCUUGUGUAUCUCUUCGUUGGUUAAUCAACAUGGCGGCUCAAGUUGCUAAACAGUCGAGUGAUGGCUCUCAAGACAGUGCAGCAGGAGUGUCGUAUGCUAGUGCAGUGCUUAACUUCAAAAAUAUGGAUAAUAACAAAGAGAAUAUCCAUGCUACAACAGUUGGAGCUACAACAAAAGACUCUGUGACAAUAGAAGCACCUGUCAAAAGUAAAACUAUUAGUAAUAAUCCCCAACAAAAACCUGGUAGACAGCCCAACACAUAUGCUACUGCAAGUAGAUCAACUUCAAAUGCUGAGGAUUUUCCACAAAUUAAUUCAGCAAAUGCAAAAAAUGUUAGAAGAAUAGGACAAACAACCAAAAGUGACAGAGAUCAGGUAAACAAACAAAAGACAUCACAAAGUUCAUCUGUUUCUGAUAGUUCUAACAGUGGUACAGAUAGUAGUGAUAAUAAUAAACCUAAUCUUAGUGAGGUAUCAGAAGUUGAAGUCAUAAAUGCUGAUGUGGGAGAAGAAGUUCCUGAGAGGAAAAAGUUUGUUGAGGCACCAUUACCAAAGAUUAAUCCAUGGACUAAAAAUAAAAAUGCUGCUUCUGUGAUAACUGGAAAAUCGGCUGAGUGUAAUUUACCUGCAGCAACACAAACACCUGUACCAGUCCCAGAGAAGCGAGUGCUUCAACCUCAGCAACAAGGAACAGUUGAGAAUGGGUCACAGUCCGUGCCGCAGCCAACCGUAGUGCGAGCACCUAAGGACAGGCGGCGCUACAACCACAAAGCUAGUGACUUCUCAGACACAGACGACUGGCCCACGCUGGGAAAAGCUCUACAACCUCACUCCACAGAGAAGAAGUCGGGGACUGUUAAUCCUGGGACGAUUGGGCCAGUGACUGCAGCUCCGGCGACGGCGGCCCGGGAGAACAAGGAGAGGGAGGUGCGGCAGGUAACGGUGACCAUUGCACCUGCCCUGGCCCAGACCCCCCACCACAACGGCCACCUCCCCCUGAUAGAUGAUGGGCAGGACGUUCAUGAUGCCGACAGACGGAAGAAGAAUGCCAGGCACAAAUGGGUACCACUUGAGAUAGACUUGGCCAAAAGCAGAAAUAAACGAGACAGAUCGCCGAAAAACACACGAGACAGAAAUGGAGAUCAUGGUGAUGUACGGGAGGGUGAGUCGGUUGUGAACGGCAGUGGAGGUGUCUACCGUGAGUGGAGUGUCAGGGGAAGUGGAGGACGUGGGGUACCCAGGCAAGGGGCACGCGGCUCACGCAGUGGUCGUGCAGGUUCACGAGGCCUUCGGAGCUACGGGCGAGGUCGCCAUGACGCAGACUAUCCUGACUACCCCACGGAGUACACUCAGGUAGCGAUAAAUAAAUUUGGAAAUCCAGAUGGAUUCAUGAUGCCUUUCAUGGGCACUUUCUAUUUUGACAGCAGCAGCUAUCGCAACCUGGACGAUCCCACACUCAUGGAGUACAUACGCAAACAGAUAGAAUACUACUUCUGCAAGGAGAAUCUUAUGAAGGACCUAUUUCUGAGACGAAAAAUGGAUGCUGAGGGUUAUCUUCCUGUCACACUUAUAGCCUCCUUCCACAGAGUGCGGGCUCUCACAAUGGACAUCAAUAAGGUGCUGCAAGCAAUUCAGGCUAGCAAGGAAUUGCAGUUGAGUCCGGACAACUUCAAGGUGAGGACAGUCAAUGAUCCAACAAAGUGGCCGAUUCCUGACACGGUGGGCAACCCUCUGAUCAUCUCCCCCCAGCAUCCCCUGUCAAUGCAUCCCUUGGGACCCCCUCUGUUGCAGAUUCCUCCUCUGGCACCCAUGCCUCCUCCCUUGCACAGACCGUUUCCCCACCCUAUAGUUCCACCCCCACCACUUCCCUACACUGCCGGUCCUGCUGACAAUCUCAAUCCUGAUGUGCCGGAGUUCGUCCCAGUAAUACAAUCCGCCACAAACGGUGGAGGUGAGCCUAUCGACGAGUGUGCCGAAGUAUUUGAGGAGUCCACAGAGCCCAAUGAAGAUGAGAAAGUAGUGGAAGCACUGAGUGACAAGACACAGAUAACGGCUGUUGAUAAGACAGAGACGAAUGACGUAGAGAAGAGACAAGAGGCUGAAGUUCCAGAGGACACCACAACCGCCACACUACCAGAGUUGGUUGUCAAUGGUACUACUACAACCGAGGAGGACCUGUGGAAGGAGGUAAAGAGAAGAGUGAAGCCUGUGGGGCCGAAGCAGGAACGUGCUGUUCUCCCUCCUCCAACGCAAGAGAGGGAGGAGUUGGAUUUCCAGUUUGACGAGGAGUUGGAUGUUCCUACUGGUCGUCACAACACAUUCACUGACUGGUCAGAGGACGAGAGUGACGAUUUUGAGUUGAGUGACCACGAGAUCAACAAGUUGUUGAUCGUGACACAGACUGCACAAUCGUCACGUCGCAUCAAGCACGAUGGCCACGAUCGUUCGGGUGACAAAACAUCACGUGUCAAAAUGACCCAAGAUUUGGAGCAAGCCAUCAACAUCGGCCUGCAGUACUAUGAGGACAACUUGUGGACAGAGCAAGACUGGGUGCCCUCGGUCUCUGGCAGCUACAAGACUGUGAAUGUGAUAACUCAGGAGGACUUCGAGAAGAUGGCUCCACGAGCACCACGUAAGGUGAACCCUGAGGUGCCACCUCCCCCUCCUCCCUCUCUCAGCACGGCAGCAGAGUUCCCCACGGAGCAGUUGGACGAAGAGAAACUCCUAGAGAAUGUCAAUUAUGAGGUGGACGAUGACCAGAACGUACGAAGGAGUGGAGCUCAUCAUAGAAAAGCACCACGUUUCUAUGCGGUAAUGAAGGAUCCAGAGAGGCCAGAACAAGGCCGCAAACGGAAAACAAAACACUCCAGUAAUCCUCCUGUGGAACACCACGUGGGUUGGAUAAUGGACAUCCGGGAACACCGACCUCGCACAUCUUCAGUAGGGAGCAGUACAGGUACCAGUCCUAAUGAAGGUUUCCUCUCUGGCAGCAUCCCCAACUCGAUACCAACAUUCCAACAUCCUUCACAUUCUCUACUUAGAGAGAACAAUUUUACACAGCAGGUGUACCACAAGUACCACUCAAGGUGUCUUAAAGAACGGAAGAAGCUCGGCAUAGGACAGUCCCAGGAGAUGAACACACUGUUUCGAUUCUGGUCAUUCUUCCUUCGUGAGAACUUCAACAGGACCAUGUACCAAGAGUUCAAGACUUUGGCAGUUGAAGACGCUAAAUCAGGGUUCAGGUAUGGACUGGAGUGUCUAUUCCGCUACUUCAGCUACGGGCUGGAGAAGAAGUUCAGACCAGAACUCUACAAAGAUUUUCAGACUGAAACAAUCAAUGAUUAUGAGAAUGGUCAACUUUAUGGACUGGAAAAGUUCUGGGCAUUCCUCAAGUACUAUAAGCAUGCUCAGAGGCUUCAAGUUGACCCAAAGCUAAAGGAGUACCUCUCACGCUUCAAAACCAUAGAAGACUUCAGAGUUUAUGAGGCCAGUGAGGAGAUGGAGGGCUACCACUGCAGUGGGCCACUGCGAGGUUGUCCCAUGAAGCGACGCAACCGCUCCGUGUCUGAGAGUGCUACCUGGGAGGCAGGUGCUCACGUGCGGCGAUACAGUAGCGGCGGAGGCACGGCUAUGAGACAGAGGGCUGACUCCACAGGGACUCGCCGCAGAUACGAUUCUAUUGGUGCUGACGGAAAAGUGAGGAACCGAGUGAACUUCGAUUUACCCAAUGACGGCAAGCUUGCCAACACGAAGCAGAAUAUCAUGUCUCCGUCACUAGCGAGAAAGAAGAUGAGUCAGCAGCAGAAAACUCAACCUGCCUCGGUCGACUGAAUCUUCCACCUCUGUACAUACCACUUCCUUCCUAGCCUGUCAGCUUGUUCAGCGUCUUCCAGCCUGCGGGACUCGCACACCACAACCCUUUGCUCCUACCAGCCCAAACUGUCUUUAGUACAAUCGGCACCAGAAAAUAUUGAUUAGAUGCUGAGGAAGUAGAGAUACUAUAUGGUACACUAGAAUAGUAAUAAUAAUAUACAGGGUGUCUGAGGCUUAAAACCUAUUACCGUAUGUACUGUGUUCACAAGAUAUUUUAGCGAAACACAUUUUAAAAUUUAUUUAUAAGCUAUGAUUUUUAAUUACGUCUUUUGAUGCCAUAUAACAGCACUUUUCAAACUGUAGAAUAUUAAUUUGACGUGGAAAGUUGUUUUCCGUGAAUUUUAGUGGAAGUUAACCAAUUACACUAAUGGUCUGUAUGUAUUUACAAGAAAAUCCUGUAAAAGUUCCUAAAUCAACUGUAAUUUUUUAUUUCACUACUUGUUGGUAGAUUUUUAUCAAGGUACAAUGAGUAAAACUCAGUUGAUAUUAUCGUUUUUAUAAAAAUAAUGGAAUAUGUUUCUUUUAUAUACUGAAACUCAAUUGAUAUUAUACAUAUUUUGUACUGAACAAUAACUGUAUGUUUAUCAGAAUCACUGUAUAAUAGAUAUAAAUAGAAAACACAUUGCUUAACCACAUCUUUAUAUUAUUUCAAUAUCUGCAGUAGAUAUAAGAUUGUAAAAUAGUAAUAUUCUACUGGUGUAGUUUUAUCACUUACAUAUUAGACCAAUGUGUGCAGUAGUUGUUAGAACUAAAUAAAACCCUACGUCUAUUUAACAAAUUUGAUAAAAAGUGGGUUGCUUAUUAGAAAUCUAAGAUACAUAUGGAAAUGUUUAUUUUUUAAGAUACAUAUUUGUUUUUAAAGAUACAUAAUUUCCAAAACUUGGGAUUUGGGCAUUCAAUUCUGGAAAGGUAUUUCAAUAGCUUCAUUAAAAUUAGGGUUUUGAGUUUUUUUUAUUUUGUUAAAUUUCAGAGUUGAUUUUUAAACUCGUACUUACACUGGCUGCACCAUAUCACCUUACGAUGUUUAAUGAUAUAUUUGUGAUUUUUGUUACUGUAAACUCAUUACAUUUUAUUGCAAAGUUAGUUUUAUCCCGUUCUUUAUAGUUGGAUAAUACAUAUUUUUAUUUAGUUGUUUUUAAGAUGUUUACAUAGGGUUUAUGAGAUUUUGUAAUCAUAUUAUUGUUUAGUAGUUUGUUAUUUUCCUUUGUGAAAGCAAAGCUUUUAUCAUCUGCAUUAGCAAAACAAGUUUAAACGUCAUUCAAUUUACCAAACUGAUUUAUUAUGGAUCGAUGUUCUAUUUUUACAUAAUCUUGGAUUUAAUAUGAAAGACCGCCUUUUCGAUACCAGCACUAUUUUACCCAUUUUACAGACCUUUAAAAAAUAUUCAUUUUACUUAUUUUGUAGCCAAUGUUCUAUAUUUAAUCUUCUCUUGGUUCACCACAAACUCUAUACAAACACAAAGGUAUUUGCAUUUGCUUAUCAAAUUUCUUUAUAUUAGAGUACAAAUGAAAAUAACAACAUAAAAUAAGUCAGACAACAAUAUAAUUCAAUACCGAACAUUAAAAUGUGCAGUCAUUGGUAGUCAUUUGCAGCUGAUUUACAUGCAAUAGGGGGGAGUUCCAAUGCAUCAUUAUAAAAAUACUGUGUUUUGUUGUCCGUAUACAAAGAUAUUGGGAUCGAGAGGAUUAAAUUUAGUAUACAAGUAAAGAAGUUAAACAUUUAUCAGUUAAAAAUAUUUCUUUUGUUAAUAAAUCAAGAAAAUCUAUUUUAAUAACGUACAAUAAUGAAAUGUAACUUUUAUCCAAAGUGCUUUCGUUUUUAAGUUAGUAAAUCAGCUUGGAUUUUAAUUUUUUUAAAUAUUGCUCGUAAAUUUCUGAAAUAGUUUAAAAAAAUUGUAAAAAUUAAAAUAAUAUUGGUUGUAAUUUACUUGCAAUUUAAAGAUUAGUAUUAGUGACAAGUAUAAGGUGCUGCUCACAGUAUAAAUUAAUCUUAUACAAUCAGUUUUUAUUUAUAUCAUCUGAAUUUUUGCGCAUUAUGUACGUGCGUGGAAUAUCCGUUUCGUUCAGUCCAAAGGCCCAACAGUUUCACCGAUUUGAACACAGGGUUUUGGUCAGAGGUCGAGACAUUUUAGGCUCUGCUCUAUUUUGAGUUUCCUGAGCCUUUUUGUCAUUAUUUUAUUUACUGAAUAUUUGUACGGAUUGGUUGACAACAACGUAUCCUCAAAACGCACAUCCUACAUGUCCUAUACAGUUCUCCUGCUGUGCUUAGCCAGUUGAAAACCAACUUUCUAGUAAUGAAUCUUACAAAUUCCCAUUUGACUAUCUAUCACGUUCCCUUUUGGUUAAAUUUUUAUACGCUAACCAAAAUUACAAUAUUAUUCGUGGGAGUUGAUAUGGAAACCCUUGUGUUCAAGAACUUUGAAUGUUUUGUUCAGAUUGGGUCUGCUGGCAGUUUCGACUGUUUUAAAACAUUUUUUGAUGAUGUAUAAAUGGUUAAGCUUAAGUAUAUACGAAAAUAAAAUUUGUGGCAAGAGACGCUAAAUCUCGUACUUGAUGUAAAAUUGUUUGGCACGGUUAUGCUUUAGUUUAAUAAAUAUUCCAUUCUCAACAAAAUAUUCUUUUAUAUAAUAUAUAUCUUUUUAAAAACUUAUACUACAAAUUCGCAUUUGAGGUCCUGUAUAGGCAUGUAUGCAUUAAUUACGGAAUAUUCUUCAGAUAAUGUAUCACACAGAUUGCGUUGUCAAAUUAAAUCAAAUUAGUGUAUGCGUACAUAUACAUAUUCAUCUGUCUUGCCUGUUCAUUUAAAUUAUCACAUAAUUGGGGUAAAAAAGCAAAUUUAAUUUAAAUUUUAAAUUUUUUGGUAUAUUUACAUACAGUUAGUUACUUUAUUUGAUUCAGUUUUGUGUUUGAACGCUCUUUGAGUGUAAAAAUGUCAUAAAUACUUCUGCCAAAGUUAUACCUGUAACUACAUCAUCUUUAAUCUAACACAGAAAGAGCAGCGCCUGUAAGUAGUUAACAGUCGUAAAAAUGAAACCCGAAGUGGUUUUUUGAGUCAACACUAAAAUACUUUUUUCUUUUAACUUGAUUGUAUUCAUGGUCUCGAAAUGGGUGAGAAAGUCAAAGCAUAAAGUCGGACAUAGUUUCAAUGUCGUACUGUAACAUUAUUGGAGGUUUGUACAUAUUUCUCUCCCCAAGGCAACUCUCUUGAUGCACUAUCACUAUAACUUUUAAGUUUAAUGGAUUUUAAUUCUAGUCGAAAAUUAAUGAUAGAUGAUAAAAGCGAUUUGGCUCGGAAUUAGGGAGGUUCCUAUACGGUUACCUUCUGGUGUCACUCCUCGUAUGUUAGAGUUAGUCGUUAGUUUAGUCGGGGGUUUUCAGUCGGGUUUUGUCUACUCUCUUGCAGUUUGUAUAUUGUUAUCACUGUUUGUUCGUGUCAUGUUUUUUGCUUAUCUGUAAAUAGUUACGUAAGUUAUGGUAGUGUGACGUAGUGUGUUGACUGACAUGGAUCGCUCGGUUGCUCAAUGUCCUGUACUGUUGUAUAUACAUAUACAUAUAUAUAUAAUUAUGUAGGCUGGGCCCGUAUACUGUAUCUAUAGCGCUUGUAUAUUUUUACUGGGUGUGCUUGUCAUUACUUUUGCAUUACUUUUACACUUUUGAUAUUCUUUGACACAGUGCCUAAAUAGAAGUUUUGGAAUUUGUAUCCUAGUCCGGGUUAAAUACAGUUUUGAUUUUGGUCUAGUGUAACCGACGUGUUAGUGUGUAGAUUUAUAUACAAAUGUCGCUGGCCGUGUUACAGCUGAUGGUGCCCCAAAACCCCAGCUUCAGCUUGGAGUCAGGUGCUAAUAUUUGUGUUUGGUGUCAGGUGACAAUUGCAGCUGUGUGGUUUCUGGCACUAAUUAUCAUAAAUCAAUCGACAACUACUUCGGUAAGAAAAAUAAUGUACUAAUUUCAAAAGGAUUUUAAACGAGCACUCAAUUGUACAUUGUGUUUUGGUUGUGCAGCGAACUGUGGAUAAUUUAAUACAUCUAACUAUCUAUAUUCACUCAAUUUCUGUUAUUAAAUAAAACUCCGUUAUAACGUUUUCCAGCCGAUAACGGCCCUCACCGAUGUUAUAAGCGAGUUGUUCAUUUUUGUACCUGGAAGUGCAGAGCAGCGGAAGACAGAAAUAUUGGUGAUAGUGUACCAAAGUAAAGAAUAUCGCGAUUUUAUGAACAAUAUUCGACUUGAAAUUCCCGUAUUCCCUGUUUAUGUUUAAGCAGUGAAACACAUCUAUUUGAAAACUACAGCUUAUCAUCGGUAGUAGGCAAAUUACCGAAAGCUAAAACGUGUUUGUGUCGUCAUUUGUGUAUAUGGAUAAACUAAUUAACAAUUGUCGUAUUUUUACAAAUAAUAAUUUGCUUGCGUUUUAAAUAUUUAUGCGCAUGCACCGCUAUGAGCUAGCUGACUGCUGGACAGUGGUCUGUUAUUGACAGUCUAUAGGUGUUUAACGUACGUUGUGUAUUAUAAAAAACCAUUCAUAGAAAAUAAAAUCAACAAAUUAUUAUAGUUAUCUAAUGGUAUUAGGUAGCAGUUUAUAUUUAUUGUGUUCAUAUUCGAUUUCUGCUCGUUGGUAACAAACUGACGAUCGCUAAUUUUUCGGUUCCUAUUUAAUAAUAAUGUGUGUGGAUUACGACUGGGAGGUUGGCAGCAGUGGUAGUUUCACAGUAGUUUUCAUUCUGCCACCACCACAUCUCUCACAUGUAGUGUGUUGUACAAAACUAGUGGAAAACAGUGAAUUUUGGGGAUAACCGUCAAAACGUACUAACACUUACUGUAUAAGCGAGAAACCUCGAAUGAGGUAUUUUUUUGCAAUAAAAAGACCCGUUUCUCAUAGGUGAAACGUAAAAAACCGUUAUAGAAAACGUGAAACGCGGGAAACGUUAUAACGUGGUUUCACUUUAGUUUCAUUUUUUUUCUCAUUUUAAUCAGCAGAUUUAAAAAAAAUGCACAUUCUGAUUCUGUAAUUGAUCUUACUUUCUUGAAAAUUACAAAUCGGAUUGUACAUUUAGCUACUUUACAAAUUACAUGAUUUUCAUCGUGAUAUGUUUACUAUUUAACAGUAUUUAUAUUUUUAAUUAAUAACUUGAUAAAAACACUAUACUUGUUAGCACAUUCACUGCGUGCCACAGUUGUAGUGCUCUGUUUAGAAUUCGUGCUGAAUUAUUUAGGUAAAACCCUGAAACUUUUCAUGGUUUUUUCUGAACAGACUAUAAUUAAUUUUUGUAAAUUUUGACACUAUCAGUUGUACCUGGAAAUGUGGAACUACCAUCCAGACAGUGUCAGAUAUACAGAUGCUUUUUUUUAAAUAUCCUGUAACAUAGAUAAGAAAAACUACAUGUGUCCUCGAUUCUUCAUUUUAUAAUUCUACUUUUUGAUUCACCAACAGGUUUCAGCUGUUAUGGCAUGAUCACAGUAGUUAACCUUAAGUAUUUAUAAAUAAAUAAAUAAUAAUUAAAUAAAAACACGAGUACAUGUAGUUAACAUAUUGGAUAUUUUGUACUAUUUCGCAUUGUAUUUAACAUAUUGUUUGGACAUUUCUGGUAAUAUAAAUAUAUAAUAUGUAGUUCUUUCAAAUAUAAUUUAUCACUUUUUGCCUCAAUGUCAAUAAUGUUCAUGUUAUAUUUCGUACUUGUAUAAUUUACUAUGAUUAGUUUGUAAAGAAUGCGCCACAAAUUUUGAACUAAGUUUAACACCUAACUUGCCGAAAUAUGGAUAGUUUCAUCAUAUUAUAAAAUACAUUAAGUAGGAGUGUGCGAAUAGUAAAAUUUUAUAUUGAAUCUAAUAGUAUGAUUUUAAAGCAGAUAAAUGAUUUUCCAGUAAGUAUAAUGUAGCAAGUAUAUUUUGGAAAAUAACCAGGAUGGUGUACGAUAACGCAAUGAAACAUACUGUCAUAAUAUAUUUUUUAAAUAAACUUAAACUGAAAGACUUAAAAGUAAUGGAGUGUGAAAUAACGCAUUUACGACUCAGAAUCUAUGCGACCGCCACGUCUCUCUCACACACACACACGUCACAUGUUAUUCGGUCUUGAAACACGUGCAACACAGAGAGGCAGAAUCCAUCUGUGAUUUAACAGAUUAACAAUACAGACUAACAAUGCAGUUUUUCGUAAACCUUUGGUUUUAUUUUAUAAUAGUAAAUGAACUAUUAUAUUGGAAAUUCACCAUCACAGGGUUGAAAUAAUUGUGAAUAAAUGCUCGUAAUUUUCGUUCCUUCUUCUACGUCACACCUACAUUCUAAACUGCCUAUUAGCUGAUAGUUGUUCAUUUCAAUGUUUUCGAUAUUCGCACACCCUUUCAUAUAAGAUGCCACCAAAAGCUAUUGUCGAUAUCCCAAAGCACAUUACAUUAGUUUAAAAUUCCUGUCGGAUUUUAUUGAAACGAUGUUAAGUUGUUCAAAAUCUGGACGAUUUAAUUGCAUUACAAUUCAGACAGAAACCGUUACUAUAAUCGCAAUAAGCUGAAACCGAAGUGUUAACUCUCUCAUCUUACAGCAAGACUUGCUCGGUUAAGGCACCAGUAGGCAACAUCUGUUUGUUAUAAUUAAUUGUGAUAUAAUUUUCUUCAUUGCAUAAUAUAGAUUUUAGUUGUGUUGAUUAACAUAGUAUGGCAAUAAUAAAUUAUUUGUUGGAGUCCUACAUCGGAGCAAUGGCAGGUCACAAACUCCGAUCUCCGGUACAGUGGUUCAUGGAUAAUUCAAACUUUCCUCUCGGUUAAUUGGAAAUUUUUGUAUCAAUCGAACACUGUAACUCUCCUCACAAUAUACGAGGGAGCUGUCGGAGGGAGCUGUCGUUAGCACGGAUGCAGGCUGAGCCACUGUUUGCAAUAUCCAUGUUCCACUGUAUUCAUUUGUAUAAUUUUCUCACUCCUGGCGAUAAAUUUGUUUCACCUACACAUUUUUAUCGUGUGGUAAUGUUGAGAUUUCUCUACUACAUAUUGUUCCCAUAAUUUCAUUUUACUCUGUCCGUGUACUAAACUUUAUACAUUUUUCUAUAUGAAUGUUCAGCAUUUUAUUUUGAGUUGAACACUUUUGACAUGUAUGAAGUAUGUGACCUCAUGGUUGUCAGCUGGCCAUUGCCGAUGUAUGUAAAUAUUUUAUGUACAAUUCACAAUAUUCCAGUCUCCAGAAGGGACUCUGUUGUACAAUUGAACAAUCAGUUUCUUUGAGUUGGUCUCAUGAUUCUAGUUAAGUUGACUUUUUCUACAAAUUAGGGAAGAGGUUUGGGUUUAUUAUAGUUAGAGUUAAGAGCAUUUUCUUGUGUAUUCUUAUUAUUAUUUUUAACGUGUGUUUAUAUAAUAUUUUUGCGAGUAAGUGUUAAGGAUAGUCAGUCAUAUUAAUAAUCUAGUUAAGAUUUUAAAAAACCACAAAAAAUAAUAAAAACUAAAAAACCAAA